Capsicum annuum is the source of this 909-nucleotide messenger RNA. RefSeq names its product mitochondrial outer membrane protein porin of 34 kDa-like. The record is from RefSeq and is a predicted model, not a curated record. NCBI's taxonomy places the organism in Eukaryota, Viridiplantae, Streptophyta, Magnoliopsida, Solanales, Solanaceae. Gene Ontology annotation, biological process: monoatomic anion transmembrane transport. Gene Ontology annotation, cellular component: mitochondrial outer membrane. Gene Ontology annotation, molecular function: voltage-gated monoatomic anion channel activity.
AUGGGGUUUGACUCAGAAGGGUUAAGGGAUCCAGGAUUUUCAACAGGAACAGUUUCACUUGGGAUUUCUGGAAUUUCAGGGGAAGGUGUGGGUUGUAAGACACUUUGUGAUUCUUUAGGAGGAUUAGAAGAUAAUUCUUUCAUGGGGGUUGAAGAGGAUAGAAUUUUUGCCAUUUUGAAUUUUUUUAUCUUACAAUUUUUGUCUGAAGUUAAAACUCAAUUGAAGAACAAAAAGUUCACAACUGACUUAAAAGUAGACACGCACUCCAAUGUUCUUGUAGCUGUUACUAUUGAUGAAGUUGCUCCUAGUUUGAAGAUAAUUUUUAGCUAUCGAUUCCUGAUCCAAAUUCAUGAUAGAAAUUAUGCAAAGAUGGAACUUCAAUAUUUUCAUAACUAUGCUGGGAUAUGCACCAAUAUUGGGCUGACGAAAAACACCAUUAAUGUUAACUUCGCUGGUAUCUUGGGAUUGAAUGUUCUUACUCUAGGAACUAAUAUAUCCUUUGACACCAAUAGGGGAGCUAUCACAAAGUGCAAUGCGGGCUUGACUUUCACAAAUGAUGAUCUCAUUACCUCAUUUUCACUUAAUGAAAAGGGAUAUUCUUUGAGUGCAUCAUGCUGCUACCAUGUAGUCAGUCCUCUGACUAGUACUGUUGUUGGCACGGAGGUGACCCAUAGCUUAUCUGCCAAUGGGAACACCGUUACUUUCGGAACUCAGCAUCAAUUGGAUCCUUUGUCGACUGUGACAACAAGUGUUAACAGCUACGGCAAAGCAACUGCUCUGAGCUAAAAUGAGUGGCGUCCAAAGUCUCUUCAGCAUUUCAGGAGAAGUGGAACCAAAGUUGUUGACAAAAGUGCAAAAUUUGUUCUGGCCUUGGUUAUGGUUAAGUCAGAGGUUCAGUACAAUGACUGA